Molecule: messenger RNA, 3531 nt
Organism: Phyllostomus discolor (pale spear-nosed bat)
Lineage: Eukaryota; Metazoa; Chordata; Mammalia; Chiroptera; Phyllostomidae
Gene: SLC23A3
Product: solute carrier family 23 member 3
Exons: 14
Coding region: 1451-3280 (609 amino acids)
Biological process (GO): transmembrane transport
Cellular component (GO): membrane
Molecular function (GO): transmembrane transporter activity
Source: RefSeq, a predicted model, not a curated record
CCGCAUCUGCCUUCUGAACCUCCCCGCUUCCUGACUCCGUCAUCCUGCAACUCUCUCUCUGCCCCAUUUCAGAAGAACCUCCCCACAUCCCUGUUCCCAGCCCCCUGGGGUCACGAGCACCGCUGGCUCAACUCGGUUGCCUGCUGUGGGGUGUGUGGGUGGUGACCACCGUGCCUGGGGUUGGCCCUAACCAUCGAAAGUUCUGGGUGAGCACUGCUCUUACAGAUUCUGAAGCACGUGAGGGGAGAGGGCCCAAGCCAAGUAUGCAGCAGAGCCCUGCCAGUUUCAGGGCAAGCCCUGAGAACACCUCUGAACCCUGAAUCCAGCCCGGUCCGGCCCGUGGUGGUAGUCAUUGUUAAGAGCAGUCCGAGGCUGGGUUAUUGGAAGAAGGAAAACCUCUCUAUGAACUGAACUGAAUGAGGAUAUUUGAGAUUAUCCAUAGCUGGGGUGUCCUGCCUGCCUGCGGGGGUGGGGGGGCAUUUUUGAGGCAAAUAUUUGAAGGAAUGCUACUUGCAUUUAUUCAGUCGGCCUGGGCAGAAUGCUAGACACCCUGCGACACUCAAGACCCCUUUCAUUAGGGAGAAUUCCCAAGGUGGCUUUGGAGUGACCAGCUGCACGCCGUGCUUAGGGAAACCUCUGUGUGCGAGCCUAAAGCUACCUGACUUCACUUGUAAACACAAAGUCCUUUUUGUUCAUUUUGGAAAAGACUCCGUUUUCCAGGAAUGCGCAUCCAUGUAAAUUAAAACUAACUUUGCUUCAGCACUUGACCAUGAACUUGUUCAUUAUUUCGAAGCAUCGGGUCACCAAUGGCAGCACUGCCUGUCGGAAAGCGCCAGUCGGAGGCAGAGCUAUCAAGCUACGAAGAUUCUACACCUGGGGGUGGGAACUGGAUCACUUUGUUGCCUUCUGGUUUAGCUGGGCCCGAGCUUUCACAUAAGGAAACCCCUUUUAUUAUCAAUUCCUUGUAUUUUGCCUUUACAUCAGUGAGGGCAUUAUGUAAAGUUCUGGUCCCUGUGGCCUGUGUCAUCCAUUACCUGUGCAUUUCCUUUGGAGGUAGUCCAGGGGUUUGACCCCAAAAGGGCGGAGGACCACAUUGCAGUGAUGGUUCCAAAUUGCAGUGGUGGGGGGAGGGGGAUACAACCUAAAAUCUUCCCAGGUUACUGUCUCGGUCUCCCCACCCCUCCUAUCCUGCUUUACAGAGCCUGGAACAGGGGGUUUGCAUGGAAUUCUUGGGGGAGGGCUCCAGAACAUGGGUCCCGGUUAAUGGGUGAUGGAAUUUGCACAAGAACGGGGCAAAGGUGAAUGGGCCGUGUCCUGCCCUGAGUCUCUCAUUCCUUCACUCUGCCUCACCCACACCCCCGCUGUCUCCCCACUCUGGGGAGCUAACUUCACCCAAACUCUACUUAACUCUGGCCCAGGGCAGUGAGCACAAGAUGAAAGACAGGACAGAAUGAGCCGGUCACAGUCCUGUCCCAUCCAGCUCCGACCUGUGAGCCCCCAGGAAGCCUUGGCGCCCCCGCCACUGCAGCCUGCUGUCCAAAACCCCUCUUCCCACUCUUGGGCUUCUCUGUGUGGGCCUCCUCCCUGGGGCCUCAGCUGUCUUCUGGCCCUGCAGCAUUUCUUGGUUUUGGCUUCUGUGCUCUGUGCCUCUCACCUGCUCCUGCUUCGAAGUGUCCCCCCAGGAAUACUCCCUUAUUCCCCUGCCCACCUGCUGGCCUCCAGCCUCUUCUCAUGUGGUGUGUCCACCACCCUGCAAACCUGGAUGGGCAGCAGGUUGCCUCUUGUCCAGGCUCCAUCCUUGGAGUUCCUUGCCCCUGCUCUUGUGCUGACUAACCGGAAGCUGCCCCUGGCCAUCCAGACACCUGGAAACUUCUCUGGCAUGCCACACCUGUGUGAGAGGCCUGGCUGCCACAGCCUGGAGCUCUGGAACGAUUCUCUCCGAGAGGUGUCUGGGGCAGUGGUGGUGUCCGGGCUGCUGCAGGGCACUCUGGGACUGUUGGGGGCUCCUGGCCACUUGUUCCGCCACUGUGGACCCCUGGUGUUGGCCCCCAGCCUGGUUGUGGCAGGGCUGUCUGCUCACAGGGAGGUGGCCUUGUUCUGCUCCAGUCACUGGGGGCUGGCCUUGCUGCUUAUUUCGCUCAUGGUGGUCUGUUCUCAGCACCUGGGCUCCUGCCAGUUACCCCCAUGCCCCUGGAGGCCAGCUUCAACCUCUUCAAUGUGUACUUGCAUGCCUGCCUUCCGGCUCUUCUCGGUGCUGGUCCCAGUGGCCUGUGUGUGGGUCAUCUCUGCCCUGCUGGGUCUCGGCAUCAUCCCCCUGGAGAUGUCUGCCCCCAGUGAGGCACUGUGGUUUUGGCUGCCUCACCCAGGGGAGUGGGUCUGGCCCUUGCUGACGCCCCGGGCCCUGGCUGCAGGCGUCUCCAUGGCCUUGGCAGCCUCCAUCAGCUCCUUGGGCUGCUAUGCCCUGUGUGGCCGGCUGCUGCAUUUGCCUUCUCCACCUCCACACGCCUGCAGUCGGGGGCUGGGCCUGGAGGGCCUGGGAAGUGUGCUGGCCGGGCUGUUGGGGAGCCCCAUGGGUACUGCAUCCAGCUUCCCCAACGUGGCCACAGUGAGUCUUACCCAGGCUGGAUCUCAGCGAGUGGCCCAUUUGGUGGGGCUGUUCUGCGUGGGGCUUGGGCUCUCCCCAAAGCUGACCCAGCUCCUCACCACCAUCCCGCUGCCUGUUCUUGGUGGGGUGCUGGGCGUGACCCAGGCCGUGGUUCUGGCUACUGGAUUCUCCAGCUUCCACCUGGCCGACAUCGACUCUGGGCGGAAUGUUUUCAUUGUUGGCUUCUCCAUCUUCAUGGCCCUGCUGCUGCCAAGGUGGCUUCGGGAAGCUCCUGUCCUGAUGAGCACAGGCUGGAGCCCUGUGGAUGUGCUACUUCACUCGCUGCUCAUAGAGCCCAUCUUCCUGGCGGGAUUCUUGGCCUUCCUCCUAGAGAACACCAUUCCUGGCACACAGCUCGAGCGAGGCCUGGGUCCAGGGCUGCCAUCAUCUCUUGCUGCCCAAGAGGUUCAGAUGCCUCAGAAGUCCAAGCAGAAGGCCGCUCAGCACUAUGAGCUUCCUGUGCCCCUCCAAAACUUGUGUCCCUGCAUCCCCCAGCCCCUCCGUUGCCUCUGCCCACUGCCUGAAGACCCCGGGAAUGAAGAAAGAGGGCCGGCUGAGCCAGGAGAGAUGGCUGACUUGUUGCCUGGCUUUGGGGAGCAGUGCCCCAGGUCUAGCAGAGAACUUUGGUCUCACUAACUCCAUGACUCAUGCUUCUGCUACGCUUAGAUUAGCCCUAUCUUACAGCUUGCUGAAGAUUGGCUCCCAGGCUCUACUUUCUGAGAGAGAGAGAGAGAGAGAAAGAGAGAGAGACACACACACACACACACACAGAAAGGAAUGGGCCCACAUGAGGUUUUGUUUUCCAAUAAGCGUUCCUUUUCUUAAUUAGGACUAACUUCCAGAACAGGGGCCGUAAAUGAUUAAAUGAGAUUUUUCUUGUGAGCUAA